UGGACGAAUUGUUUUGUCUCCAUAGGUAGGGCUGACUGGGUUUGAGAGAAAAAUAAUCAGGCAACGUGAAGGACAACUAUAACUCCAGAAAAACAAGGGAGGACCUCGCAAAGGGAAAGUAAGCAGAGACAGUGUAUUAUUGUGUGUAAGAUUCUGAAUAAUCAUUUAACAAGUAUGGGCUUUAACCACUCGAAAGAUAUACAAUUAUAAAAAUAGUUUUUUGUGUGCAAUUGUGAACACAACACCUCGCAGCUCUGAUGUGGUGAUAUACCGGAGUUGCCCUCCUCCGCUCAGUAUGGCAGCUCGGCGUGCAUUAAAGGCAGUACUGGUUGAUCUCAGUGGAACUCUGCACAUUGAAGACUCUGCCAUACCUGGAGCACAAGAAGCUCUCAAAAGACUGCGGAGCGCUCCAGUUGCUGUUAAGUUUGUGACCAAUACCACUAAAGAGUGUAAAAGGACACUGUUUGAGAGGCUGAAAAAGCUGCAGUUUGAUAUCGCCGAAGAUGAGAUUUUUACGUCCCUGACUGCUGCCAGAAACCUGUUAGAGCAUAAGCAUCUUAGACCAGUGCUGCUGGUGGAGGACAGCGCCCUGGAGGACUUUCAAGGAAUCGACACUAGUGAUCCCAAUGCCGUGGUGAUAGGAUUAGCUCCUGAGCACUUCAACUAUCAGACAAUGAACAGUGCCUUUAGAUUAAUUCUUGAUGGCGCUCCACUGAUUGCAAUACACAAAGCCAGGUACUAUAAGAGGAAAGAUGGUUUAGCGCUGGGACCGGGGCCAUUUGUCACUGGUCUGGAAUACGCUGCGGACACAAAAGCAACUGUAGUGGGAAAACCAGAGAAAACGUUCUUCCUUGAGGCUCUCCGAGACCUUGGCUGUUCUCCAGAGGAGGCUGUUAUGAUCGGUGAUGAUGCAAGAGAUGAUGUUGGUGGUGCACAAAAUGCUGGCAUGCUGGGAAUAUUAGUGAGAACUGGUAAAUACCGACAAGGAGAUGAAGGUAAAAUAAAUCCACUGCCCUAUCUGACCUGUGAUGGCUUUCCCCAAGCGGUGGAGCAUAUAAUUGAGAACCUUCUUUGACAGGAGGAAAUAGUGGACAGCAUUAAAUACUUGAAUAAUAUUAGUAGACAAAUACCUUGGGACAAGACAAGUAUGUAUUUAUCAAGAAUAAUAAUCAAGCUGUAAUUAUUUUGUUAUGAAAAAAAAAAAACAUGUAAAACUAUUUUAUAAGUCAACAAGUGUGUAGCAUAUCUUUUAUUGUAAGAUCCUGCCUGCUCAAUCUGUGAGAAAUGAUGUCUCUUAUAAUAAGACAUCCUACACAUGACUUGACCUCUUAACUUAUAAAUCACAAAAGCAAACAUUGUAUUGGUGGUAUUGUUUUUUAACCCUUAGAAUUGCGCUGUGUGCCUAAUUCAAAAGCUAAUGUUAAAUAAAGGUGUUUAACACCAUAUGAAGGUGUGGGCAUGGAUCGUCGCUGCUUAA
Messenger RNA from Acipenser ruthenus (sterlet), 1477 nucleotides. Its product is annotated as haloacid dehalogenase-like hydrolase domain-containing protein 2. The record is from RefSeq and is a predicted model, not a curated record. The coding region runs from base 296 to 1075 and encodes 259 amino acids. NCBI's taxonomy places the organism in Eukaryota, Metazoa, Chordata, Actinopteri, Acipenseriformes, Acipenseridae. Gene Ontology annotation, biological process: dephosphorylation. Gene Ontology annotation, molecular function: phosphatase activity. The transcript is spliced from 7 exons.